Messenger RNA from Trichoderma atroviride IMI 206040, 174 nucleotides. NCBI's taxonomy places the organism in Eukaryota, Fungi, Ascomycota, Sordariomycetes, Hypocreales, Hypocreaceae. The record is from RefSeq and is a predicted model, not a curated record.
AUGACUGAAUCGAAUGGCGGUGGACAGAGCCGGCUGUUUCGUCCACGGCGCAUUUCUUGCACGCCGAUUACAGCGCCAAGACGCCAACGUGUUGUUGCGCCCACUGCGAAUGCCUGCUGGUGCUGGUCGCUAGCGCAUAAACAGCGGAGCCUUGGCUACGCUGCGAUGAUGUAG